CCCAUCGACCACCAUCGUCCUGCUUUCCCCUCCACAGAUGCAGUGAGCUGGGCCCGAGGACUCCCUAGCCACCCCCAUACACCACCUAACAUCUAUGAGGGAGGACUGGGGUCCCAGCAGCCCCAGUGCCAUAGUGCCCAGGAAAGCAAGCCCAAGAACUUCAGGCUGCGGCACCUCCGGGGCCUGGCGCUCUACCUGCCGUUCCACAUACAGCCCGCUGGCCAGUGUGAGAGCCAUUGGCUGGGCCGGCUCAUGGCUGGGGCCUGCCUCCCACAGUCCGCUGGCUGGGCCCUGGACCUACCACAGGGGAUUCUGAGCCCAGGGAACAGCCAUCAGUCAGCCGUUCUGGAAGCUCAACUGCCCAGGGAUGGCCUGGGAAAAACAGCUUCCAGUUCCAGCAUGAACCCAGCCAAAGGUGUCUCCUCCCAGCCUGGUGCCCCUGAAGGCUUGGGGCUCAGGCCUAAGAGGUCCUGGGCGGCCUCAGAGGAGUCCACCUGUCCCUUGUGCAAGAGAACCCGCUUUGGGGCUCUGGAGAGGCUGUAGGGAUCCGAGAGCCAGGGCUUGUUCUCACAGCUCUGGACAGGAGGGGAACGAUGACCCGGGAGGAGGAGGCCCGUCAGGAGAGGAAGGGCUUAGCCCCACCAGUAGUCCCUCCACACCGAGACACCUGCAGCUGCCAGCACCAGAUCCUAAGCCAGCCUCGGGAAAACUAAACGGGAAGGAGGAGGUCCUGAGGGAGGGACUGAAAAAAAUAGAAGCCCGGGCGUGCCCUUGCAGCCUGCUCCAACUCAAGUCAGCCACUUGUACCUGGGAGGCCAGGAUGAGCAGACAGUGGGGCUCCCAAGAGGCCCAGGAGCCCGCAGCUAUGUUAAUAAAAGCCAAAGCCUGCACCUUCUGUCCCCCAGUCUGUGUCUUCAGGCCAACUCAGAGAAACAGCCCCAUGGCACCUGCAUUUCUGACAGCAAGUGUCUGUCGAUUCCAUGUGGAAUCCGAGGUGCUCCCAUCCUUAGUCCUUCGGGUGGGACUACCAGAAGGCUUCCUGGCUGGGCAGGGUCUCAGCAGGCCUAAAUGCAGGGCAUGGCGGUCCUGGUUGAAAGGGCAGAGGACAAAAGAAGGUAGGCUGGGUUUACAGAGGGUGCCAGGGAUGAGAGCCAAGUUCCCAAACUGGGCAGAAAUGUUGGCCUGCAUCCCAUGUUGCCCUCACCCAGGGUUUGGUUGCAUCCACUGCUCCAAGCCAGGCACCCUGGCCUGGGCUUCUCUGUACCAGGGAGUCUCAGCCUUGGCCCUGUUGACAUUUGGGGCCAGAUCAUUCUUUGUGGUGGAGGCCAUCACGUGUAUUGUAGGAUGUUCAGCAGCAUCCCUGGCCUCUACCCACUCGAUUCCACGAACUCCCUCCUCCCAGUGUGAUAACCAGUGUCUCCACACAGUGUCCAAUGUCCCUUGGGGGCAGAAUCACUCUUAGUCCAUGGCACUGGGCCUCAGACCUGCAGGGACAGGAUGGGAGGACCUGGGUUGGCCUCAGUGACCCUCAUCAUCCUGGCAGCCUGGGUGGGGCUGGGGCUGAGCAGCCCCUCUUAGGGGCUCCUGUCAGCUCCACAUGAUGGUGUCAAGGACACCAGGACAGCUGGGUUCCUUCUAGACACAGGGGAAUACACCCUUAGGCACCCUCCCUGCUCCUGUACCCUGGUUCCACCUUAGACACUUCAUAUGUCCCUGGGUCAACAGAGCCUGGAGACUUCGGUCCCUGGGCUGUUUUCAGGUUGUCAUUGAUGUGGGUGUGGCCCCGGGUGGUGGGAGCCUGAAGUCUGCAGUAGCUGGACAGCAGCCGCAGAAGGAGCAACAAGAGAGCAGGUGUUGGAACACUCCAGCUGUGACGGGGCAGGUGUGGGAGGGACGCAGCCACCCAGCUGGUCCACUGGGAGAGCUCCACGAGGUGACAGAAAGGGCAGCUGCCCUCUCCCUCAGCUACAACACCCACUCCCCCAGGAGGCUGAGGCUGGGAAGACCUGAGGGACCACUGCUCAAGACAGACUUUAGGGAGGCUGCCCCACGCACCAGGCAGAAGUGAGAUCAUACCCGAAGCCACAACACUCAGUCCCUGGAGACGGUUACACCCUGCCACACCCACACUUUUGGAUGAAGGACUGAGGCUCAGGAGCACAGACUGCCCCAGGGUUCAGAUCUUGGGAUGCCCAGGCUGUGCUGGCCUCUGCUGAGCCACGUCCGGGUAUUCUGAACCUGUGUAGUUCCCCCUGGCUUGAAUUGGGACUCACUUUACCAAUAGAAUUUGGUGUAAGUGACAUGACGUCACUUCUGGUGUGAAGGAGGUCUGGACACUUCUAGUGUGUGUAGCGGGGAGCAGAAGUCAGUGCCCACAUAAGGAGCCCCACACACAGUGGGAAAACAAACCAGCCCAGGGGAGGCCAUCGCCAAGCUCCGGGCCACCUUGGGAUGGAUCCUUCAGCCUGUCAAGCCACACUCGUUGAUGCACUGAGGGCAGAUGAGCCACAGCCCAGGUCUUUCCCCCAGGAAGGACACCUGCUGCAGCAACAUGUCAGUCCCAAAGAAAACUGGCUAAGCUGGCCUCUAAAUGGUCCCGCUCUAAACCGCCCAAAACUUUCUUGAAAAGCACUCCAAAGAAGCUAAGAAGCAGAAAAGCCAUGGUCAUGGCAUGCUGGAGACAGGGAGCCACCGUGAAGGAGUGCCUGAGGCACUAACAAGCAGACCUUUGUGGAAAACAAAUGCACACUGACCACCCUGGGGCCCCCCCACUUCAGUGGGUUUGGACUGGGCCACCAGGAGUCAGUCUCAGCCCUUGGGAAGCUGUCCUCUAAGCCCAAUGGGCUGGGAGGGAACAGCUGCCUUCAGAGCAAGGCUCACCAGAACCCCACCUUUACCAUCCCCGCAAGUUGAUACUUGAUCACAUAACUCACCAACGGCCCCAAGGAGUCACCCCUUAAACCUGAAGCUGACCUAUCAACACAGUGAAAAGACAUACCUGCCUCAAUAAGCAAGGUUCACCACAGUAUCAGGAUGCUGCACGGUGCUCAGAGUCCAGGCCAGCUCCCUGACCUCGCUCCAUGCAGCGCCUCAGGCCCCCACCCGAACCCAUGGGCUCCCCCACCCAGCUCUGCAGGUGCCUCAGGCCUGGUCCUGGAAAGGGCUAUCUGGGUGAUGCCCCGCCCUCAGGGAGCAGCACAGGCUUUCAAGGAGCCAUUUGAGGCUCCCAGGUAACACCUGGCUUCCGAAUCAGUUUUCCUCAUCUGUCUAGUAGGGUGACAAGCACGAUCCUCUGCCCCCAGGAUGGCCAGAAGCUCCAAGAGGUUGGUGGAAGCACCUGGUCCUGGGCUUGGCCCAGCCUCAGGUUCCCACGGUGGGGUAUCCUGGCCCAGGGGUCCCCGAGGCUCCCUGGUAGGGUCACCUGGUCCAGGGGUCUCCCAAACUCCCAUGCUAGGGUGUCCUGGCCCAGAGAUUCCACAGGCUCCAGUGGCAGGGUGCACAAGGCACAUGACUGCACUGAAUCACCUAUGGAGCCUUCUCUAAACCAGUUCUCACCUCUCCCUCCCCCGCCCCAGACCAGGUCCCAGUUCAAGGCCCAGAGCUGGCCAAGGAGACCCCUGAACAAAUCAGAGCUGCUGCUGAGGACCUUCUGAGUUUAUAAAAAGAACCCCGUUGUGGUUUUCAGCUCUAGAACCCCUUCCCCAGAACUGCUUGUUUGGCAGGAUAAAUUA
Messenger RNA from Hipposideros armiger (great roundleaf bat), 3731 nucleotides. RefSeq names its product chromosome unknown C16orf90 homolog (gene CUNH16orf90). The transcript is spliced from 2 exons. The record is from RefSeq and is a predicted model, not a curated record. Lineage: Eukaryota; Metazoa; Chordata; Mammalia; Chiroptera; Hipposideridae. The annotation marks the transcript as partial.